This is a messenger RNA of Penicillium bovifimosum, 225 nucleotides long. RefSeq lists its product as uncharacterized. Lineage: Eukaryota; Fungi; Ascomycota; Eurotiomycetes; Eurotiales; Aspergillaceae. The coding region runs from base 1 to 225 and encodes 74 amino acids. The record is from RefSeq and is a predicted model, not a curated record. The transcript is spliced from 2 exons.
AUGACGUCCAGCAGCUCUUCGAGGCGGAAAGGUACCAGCACUGGUAUUAGAGAUCUCAAGGUGAUCCAAGAACUCACGGCGAACCUGAUGAAGAAUCCAAUGGGUGAAGAUUGGAAGAAGGGGUUCGCUCAGCUCAAGUCUGGGUUCAGAGGGAAGAUCCCUACCCCCCAGAGAAACAAUCUGCUAUCAAGGAGCAACCACAGCACCGGCGAGCAAAUCCAAUAA